Messenger RNA from Saxophila tyrrhenica, 1515 nucleotides. RefSeq lists its product as uncharacterized. The coding region runs from base 1 to 1515 and encodes 504 amino acids. The record is from RefSeq and is a predicted model, not a curated record. The transcript has a single exon. Lineage: Eukaryota; Fungi; Ascomycota; Dothideomycetes; Mycosphaerellales; Extremaceae.
AUGCCCAAAUCACCGUACAAAGCCUUCAAGGACCGCAAGGACCGUCAGCAAGACAAGGCGGCGAAGAAGGCAGAGGAGGAACGCCAGAGAAAUCGCGACGAGGAGACAGGCUGGGAGAAGUGGCCCACUACACCACCCCCCCAAUCGGAACCUACCCACAACGAGGACGAUGAUGAUGUCGCUAUCGAGUCCGACUCCGAUGACGACCUCCAAAUGCUCCAAUACAAGAAGCCUGGUUCUUCUCGCAGCCAGCAAUCCCUGCACUCAUCACCCACGAGUACCAGGCAGCGGCAGGGCUCCACGUCCUCGCAGGGGUCCGUGUCGAUAGCAUCCUCCAGCCUUGAUCUUUCACGUCAGACCAGCUUUACUCUGCCAACCAUCCCCGAGAGGUCAGCUACGCCAGGUGGCAGCGGACCGAGAUACAUCCACCGAAAGCACGGCUCGAAGGGCACGCAAUGGAGUCUGCACGAUCGGAGCCCUUCUGGCGGCAUACCCAACAGUUUUGUUUCGGGCGAGAGUCCUGAGGCGCGUUCGAAUAGAAACUCGGGUUUGUCAGUAGCCGGGGUAGCGCAGAAGGACUUUGCGAGGAAUAUUCCUGGGGAAGCGAACAGCGCAUAUCCCUUCCCGCAGCUGUCUCCUCCAGAGGAAAAGAAAUCUCGCAACAACAUCCCUGAUGAGAAUCGACUGAAGGCUCGUGAUGGCACUCUGCUUCGACCAGGCAAUGCUUCCAUGGCACCAGAACCCCCGCCGCGUGGCUACCAUAAGAGAACCAGAACGAACACGCUGGGCGGCGCCGAGAAUGACUUCGCUGACCCCAACAACGCAGUCAAAAGCGGCAUGGCCUUCGCCAGCGCCCGUCACGCACCCGGAGGCCGCCCGUCGCCAGAAAGCUUGCGCAAGCAACGCCUCCCGACCAUCAAGCCUGAUGCGGUCAAAGCGGAUUCUGCAAGCCAGAUCAGUUCUAGGCAUGGUGAUAUUCCGAUCGCCCCACCACCGCGUAAGAGCGACGAAGAGAGCCCGACCCGCCCCUCCUUUGAGCCGGGCGAGUAUACUGCGGAAGAGCUGCACGCCUACCGCCAACUCCGGCUUGCAUUUGCUCAUACGAUGAUCCUCGAGCGUGCGGGUGGGGUGCUUACCAGCUUGUAUAAAGACCCCAACUGGCCAGCUGAUGUGCCGCCCAUGCUUUCCAGCGCGCAGAACUCGUCCAUCAUGUGGGCGCGCGAGGCGGCGAAGGGAUUCCGGGAGGACGCGAAAGAGCAUCCAGUGUAUUUGAAGUUUCAAAGAAACGGGAACGACAUUGCGUUCAGGGCGAGAAAUGAUCUGAUUGAAACGGAUGGGGAUAUGAGUGAGAUCAAGGAGAGGGUGGAGAACUGGGAGGAGAUUGACAAGGCGGAGGGGUUGCAGGAGAUCCGUCUUGAGGUCGGGGAUGUGGAUGGGGUAGAAUUGGAGAAGGAGAGUGAGAGCGUGAACCCGGGAGAACGAGUGUGCCUGGAUAUCGAGAAGGAUCUUGGGUGA